Molecule: messenger RNA, 1615 nt
Organism: Anopheles coustani
Lineage: Eukaryota; Metazoa; Arthropoda; Insecta; Diptera; Culicidae
Gene: Ids
Product: iduronate 2-sulfatase
Exons: 3
Coding region: 1-1575 (524 amino acids)
Molecular function (GO): iduronate-2-sulfatase activity
Source: RefSeq, a predicted model, not a curated record
AUGAAAAUCGUAAAAGUGCCGCUAUUGUUUCUUUGUACAACUAUUCUGGUCAGUGUAAUCGAAACGCAAAUUAUCGAACGUCCUAAUGUGCUGUUUAUAAUUUUGGACGAUUUUCGCCCGGCAAUAAAAAACGGAUAUGGAGACGAGAACGCAAUAACACCCAACAUCGAUCGGCUCGUUCAGGAUGGAUAUUACUUUGCCAAUGUGUUCGCACAGCAAGCUCUUUGUGCUCCAAGCCGGAAUUCAAUGCUCACCGGAAGACGGCCAGAUACGGUGCGCUUGUACGACUUCUACAGCUACUGGCGUCAAACAGCUGGCAAUUUUACCACACUCCCACAGUACUUCAAGCAGAAUGGAUACCACACGCAUUCUGUUGGAAAAGUUUUCCAUCCGGGAGCUUCGUCGAACUUCACUGACGAUUAUCCGCACAGUUGGUCCGAACCGACCUACCACCCAUCGACGGAUGAGUUUUCGAACGCAUCCGUCUGCAUCGAUCCUGAGGAUGGUGGCCGCAUGAAACGGAAUCUUCUAUGUCCGGUCGUGCCGGAGAUGCAACCACUGCAUUCGCUUCCCGAUAUACAAAGUACAGAGGAAGCGAAACGGUUCCUUCAGGAGCAUCGAAAUGGUGAUCCAUACUUUCUUGCCGUCGGCUAUCGGAAACCGCACAUCCCUUUUCGGAUUCCUUUCAAGUAUUUGGAUCUCCACUCGAAGUCGAAGUUCACCACACUCGAUCUCGACUAUCCACCGUACGGUCUGCCGAACGUAGCUUGGAGCUCCUUCCUGGACGUACGCAAUAGGGACGACUUUACACGCUUGAACGUAAGCUUCCCCUUCGGACGUGUUCCGGAAGAUUUUAAACUACGCAUUCGGCAACAUUACUACGCCGCCGUGACGUACGUAGAUGAUCUGAUCGGUCAGCUACUGAAGGACGUGGAUCGCAGCAAAACGAUUGUGGCACUGACGGGGGAUCACGGUUGGGCGCUAGGUGAACACGGGCAGUGGGCCAAGUACAGCAACUACGAUGUGGCGGUACGCGUUCCCCUCAUUAUCAACCUUCCCGACGCAUUUUCCGAUUCGAUCGAUAAGAGAAGGAUCGAUAAUGUGGUCGAACUUCUCGAUCUAUUUCCUACGCUCGUCGAUCUUGCCGGUUUGCCGACUGUGCAGCGGUGUGACGAACAACGUCCCCACAAACCACAGACAUGCGUUGAAGGGAAAUCUCUUUACUCACUGCUUCAACGGAAUCGUUCCUCGUCGAGCAUCGAGUCAGACGAAUGGAUCGCAUACAGUCAGUACCCACGACCGGGCCCUUAUCCAACUCUCGUGCCUAACAGUGAUGAACCGAAACUUAAGUACAUCAAAAUCAUGGGAUACAGUAUGCGUACGGAACGGUUCCGCUACACGGCGUGGAUUAAAUUCAAUCCACUCAUCUUCAAGCGAGACUGGACCACACUAUACGGCGAGGAGUUAUACGAUCACGCGAUCGAUCCAAAAGAAAAUAUGAAUCUCAUCGACCGAGAACCGCUUUCUUCGAUCCGGAAUGUGCUGCAAACGAAAUUAAAAGAAAAGUUUCCGUAACAUCCGGAUGGUCUUUCUGUAAAAAUUAUGUUGACGACAC